Molecule: messenger RNA, 950 nt
Organism: Suillus fuscotomentosus
Lineage: Eukaryota; Fungi; Basidiomycota; Agaricomycetes; Boletales; Suillaceae
Exons: 5
Coding region: 85-783 (232 amino acids)
Source: RefSeq, a predicted model, not a curated record
GUUGUUAUGUAAGUCAGCCCCGUACAAAAGGUAGUCAGCCAGUGAAUCCCCUUUUCUUUUCAACCACCCAACUACCUCAACAUCAUGGCACCAAGUCCCCUGGCGGAAUCCCUGAAACCCAUCAUCCUACUGUUCUUUCUGCUUCUCCCCUAUGCAGUGGCGCUUCUGCCAUCAAUUCUGAAAUCAAGAUCUCACAGCACUGAUCUUCUUUUUAAUCUCGCCGGAUUGAUAACGAUUAUCAUCAUUGCGAACCUGUACUACCUGAUCUCUUGGGCUCCCUGUUGGUUUGGAUUAUUGUCGCAUGAUUGGGGCUGUGCCAUUCAGUUCUUCAAUUGGGUGGUUCACCUCACGUACAUGAUCUCAAUGUCCGGCCUACAAAUUUUCAGCGUUCCCAUGGUAGCUGUGUUACUCCUGAUCCUCUUCCCUGCCAUGGAACUCGUAUUCUGGAUCCUGGUAGGUAGUGGGAAAGAGAAGGUUCAUCUCCACGUCUAUGGGGAGAUCCAUGACUGGAUUGCACUCAAAUGGGGUAACUUGUUGAUGGUACCAGGUUGUCUUGACCGUGUGACAAGUUGUCUGGCCCCUGUGAAGCAGAUCGUCGUCGAAGCAUUGGAGUGGGUGGGAGAUGUGUUAACAGCCAUCAGGGACUGCUUUCCUCGCCAUCUACCCCAAGAAUUUACUCUCGCCGGUAUGGACUAUCCACCCGCGUAUUCGUCUGUUUUUACUCACGAUCUGGCAUCUAGUAGUACUUCCGCAGACAUGACCGGCGCGGUGGCGAAGGUCUGAUGAUUUUUAUAUUGUAUUUUUCAUUGAUAUGUAUCUAUACACAAUUCCUACACGGCACUUCAACAAACUAGAAUUUUCAAACAACUUCAUAUGUUAUUCCAAACACUUUGAAUCCUAGUUAAUGAUCAACAUAUGAGCACUUGAGUGUCUGCCUGCGUACAGGCUCU